Messenger RNA from Pelobates cultripes (western spadefoot toad), 442 nucleotides. The record is from the annotation of a GenBank genome assembly. Lineage: Eukaryota; Metazoa; Chordata; Amphibia; Anura; Pelobatidae.
AUGAGGGGGCGGGACUUCCGGCUGACCGGAGCGGACGCAUGUAGCGAGAGCUGCGACAUGGAACGGCAUAUUGCGGUUAAACAAACCGGCUAUACAGGUCCACCGGAGGUGGAAAAUGUAGAAGCAGUGCCCCAAACACUUGUGCAUACGAUGGCUCCACCAAAAACACCAAGUGGCCAAGACUUAUUUUCGACAAGGGAAGAAGGAGAAGGUGAGAUUGCAGGGGAACUGUGGCCGCUGCCAUUUUGUCCCACACAUGUCAAAAACAGGUUCUGACUCUGAGCCACUGACCCUCCAUGCUGAGGAUAUAUCUGUGUCUGAACAAAGGCUAGUGGAUAGACUGGCUGAUCUGAGGACCACUUUGAAAGAGGACUUUAAGUCCAUAAUGGAAGAUAUCCGCAAAGAUCUGCAUGCGCUGGGCAACCGAACGGCGGCCUUAUAG